Molecule: messenger RNA, 869 nt
Organism: Cannabis sativa
Lineage: Eukaryota; Viridiplantae; Streptophyta; Magnoliopsida; Rosales; Cannabaceae
Exons: 4
Coding region: 291-629 (112 amino acids)
Source: RefSeq, a predicted model, not a curated record
UAAAUAUUAGUUUAGAGUUUAUUUUAUAUUUUGUAAAACUUAUUAACUUUUGUAAAUUAAUAAAUUAGAUUCUAAAACACGACAUAAUAAGCGACGGCCGGUCGAGGUUGCCCCAUCGACUCACCGCCGCUCCUCCCAAAUCGAUUCUACUAAAGGUAUCAAUCACCCAGCUUUUGGGUUUGAAUCUAAAAGUCUCCAGCUUUGAAUCCCUUUCAGCUUUUGGGUUCUUUCAAGCUUUUACUCUUGUUUCGAAGAAAACGACGUCGGUUUGUUGAAGGAAAUCGACGAGAAUGUCGUCUUCUGAGGAAGAAAUUGGUCAGCCUCCGAGUCAAGUUUCCGGCACCGUUCGCAAAUUAUCCUGCUCGGCCUGCUUUGACUCUCUCUGGUUCUGUUAUUCUCCAGUUCAUCAGAUGCAGCAAUACUAUAGACUUGGGUCACUUGAUAACUGUUCUAAAAAAUGGAGUGCUGUGGUGGAUUGUUUAACCUUGAAGACCAAAGGCUCUGCUCAAGCUCAGGAGAUUUUAGAAACUCGUGAGAAAGACAAACCUCAUAUUUGGACUCUCCGGACACCGGAGGAAGCAUCGUCUCACUGGAGAGACCUAUAUGGACAUUUGGAUGAAGUUGAAUGAUGAAGUUUAAGGGCUGGAGCUGUAUCUCAAGAGGAGACAUGACAUGUGUAACUGCAAUUUAUAGAUUUAACACAAUAAUUUUGUUUCCUUUUGUUUUAGGAAAUAAAAUUGCAUAUUAUUGUUAUUUUAAUAUGACUUGUUAAGGUAACAUGUUUUUCUUAAUAUAUAGUUUGGUUGGUGGCUUUUAAAUUUAAACCACAUAAAUGCUAAAGGGCACCAAUGGUGUCCAUCAUUCUUUUA